Messenger RNA from Prinia subflava (tawny-flanked prinia), 2854 nucleotides. It is a transcript of the gene TADA2A, whose product is annotated as transcriptional adaptor 2A. Gene Ontology annotation, molecular function: zinc ion binding; transcription coactivator activity; chromatin binding. Gene Ontology annotation, cellular component: nucleus; SAGA-type complex. Lineage: Eukaryota; Metazoa; Chordata; Aves; Passeriformes; Cisticolidae. The record is from RefSeq and is a predicted model, not a curated record. The coding region runs from base 229 to 1560 and encodes 443 amino acids. The transcript is spliced from 16 exons. Gene Ontology annotation, biological process: chromatin remodeling; regulation of transcription by RNA polymerase II.
GGGCGCCCGGCCCGCCCCGGCGCGUGCGCACGGCGGGGCGCGCGCGGGCCCGACCCGCCGCCCCGAGCGAGGACAUCCCGGGAGGAUCAACCUGCGAGGCUGUGGAGGAGGCGGCUGCAGGGAGAGAAUUCCCUGUGGGACACACAGUUUGGGACAAGGCUCACACUCCAGGUGCUCAGGCCAGACCAGUUUUACCCCAAGGAGCGCUUCCAGCACCAGGGGGGAGGGAUGGAGCGCCUGGCCUCCUUCAGCAGUGACCCCUUUGAUAAGCCCCCGUGCCGAGGCUGCUCCUCGUACCUGACGGAGCCCUACGUGAAGUGUGCUGAGUGUGGGCCCCCUCCCUUCCUGCUGUGCCUGCAGUGUUUCACCCGAGGAUUUGAGUACAAGAAGCAUCAAAGUGAUCACACUUAUGAGAUAAUGACAUCCGACUUCCCUGUCCUGGAUCCCAACUGGACAGCUCAGGAGGAGAUGUCUCUCCUGGAAGCUGUGAUGGACUGUGGAUUUGGGAACUGGCAGGACGUGGCCAACCAGAUGUGCACCAAAUCCAAGGAGGAGUGUGAGAAGCACUACAUGAAACACUUCAUCAACAACCCCCUGUUUGCCUCCACCCUGCUGAACCUGAAGCAGGCAGAGGAGGCUCAGCAGCACGAGACAGCCAUCCCCUUCCACUCUGCUGACGAUCCCCCACGGCCCACCUUUGACUCCCUGCUCUCCAGGGACAUGGCUGGGUACAUGCCAGCCAGAGCUGACUUCGUUGAGGAGUUUGACAACUAUGCUGAGUGGGAUUUGAGAGAUAUUGAUUUUGUAGAAGAUGAUUCAGACAUUUUGCAUGCUCUGAAGAUUGCAGUUGUAGAUAUCUAUCAUUCCAGGUUAAAGGAGAGGCAGAGACGGAAAAAAAUUAUAAGAGAUCAUGGCCUGAUCAACCUCAGAAAAUUUCAGAUUCUGGAGAGGCGCUACCCCAAGGAGGUGCAGGAGCUGUACGAGACCAUGAGGAGGUUUGCACGGAUCCUGGGGCCCGUGGAGCACGACAAGUUCAUCGAGAGCCACGCGCUGGAGUUUGAGCUGCGCAGGGAAAUAAAGAGACUCCAGGAAUACAGAGCAGCAGGAAUCACCAAUUUCUGCAGCGCCCGCACCUACGAGCACCUGAAGAAGAGCCGGGACGAGGAGCGGCUGAAGCGCACGAUGCUCUCGGAGGUGCUGCAGUACAUCCAGGACAGCAGCGCCUGCCAGCAGUGGCUCAGCCGCCAGGCAGACAUUGAUUCUGGCCUGACUCCCACGGUACCAGUUCCCUCAACUACAGGCAGACGGAGUGCCCCACCACUGAACCUCACAGGCCUGCCAGGCACGGAGAAACUCAACGAGAAGGAGAAGGAGCUCUGUCAGAUGGUGAGGCUGGUCCCUGGAGCCUAUCUGGAAUAUAAAGCUGCUUUAGUGAACGAGUGCAACAAACAGGGAGGCCUGAGACUGGCACAGGCUCGAGCCCUCAUCAAGAUUGAUGUGAACAAAACCAGGAAAAUCUAUGACUUCCUGAUCAGAGAAGGGUACAUCACAAAGGCCUGAGGACAGGCAGCAGUGCUUGGCUGGAGCAGGCAGAUGUGGAGAAGCUUUGAAGUGGCUUUGACAGCGCUGAAAGAUUUUACCAGUGUUGAAUGAAGGACAUUUCCUUUUGUUUAAAACAUUUGGGGCUUUUUUUUCCUUUUUUCUUUUUUUUUCCUUUUUUUUUUUUUUUUGUAGAAACAAGCAGGGAGCUUUGUUAAACUGUCUGAAUGCUGACAUUUGCCUGGGCUCCUUUUGCCUCUGCUGUUGUCAGGAUUGCAAGGAGGAUCACACCCCGUGUGAGCUGAUCCUAAACCUGAAUGGGCAUUCAUCCCUCACACCUCCUGUACUGCAGAGAGCAUCACGGUGCUUCUGUGCUGGUGGUGACAAAGAGUGAGGACAGAGUCACACUUUGUGCAGUACAAAGCAUGGAAAUGCAGUUCCUCCCUCCUUGUGUUCCCUCCUAAAUCAGCAGCAGCUUCAGAGGCAGCAGCACGUGUCCGAGGGUGUAAAAAUACAUCUUGCAGUGGUCCAGUCUUUUUAAAUUAAUUGUGAUAAAGGCUGGGAAGGGACAUGGCAGGGAAGCUCCUCAACAGUUGUUACUUUUAUGUGGUAUUAGCACACAUCCCAGCAGGAGGGCUCUACACAAACCAAGGAGCUUCAGCUGCUCCCCCCGUGAUUUGGGGGUGUCAGGUUAUAUAUAACCCCUCCAUUUCAGUCAUCUGCUCGCUGGGAAGGCUGGAAGCCACUGCAGCUUUUGGGAACAGGAAUAAAAAAGUUCUCAGGACCCUGAUGUUCCCCCACAGAAAAGGAGUGAAAAGCACGAAGCUCCUGUGUGAGGGUUUUAUUCCCUCAGUGUUAGCAGUGCCGUGCCUGAGGAGGUGCCACAAGGAACUGCUCACACACAGCCCCAUCACAUCAGCUGAUCCCUGAGCUGCAGCACCAAACGUUUGGAUUUGGCAUCAGCUGGAUGGUGAGGAUGGUUCUCUGCAGAUGCAGCUUCUGCCUUCAUUGAACAGUAAAUUGUCUGUCAGGCAGCUUCCUGCUCAUGCUGGAAUAAUGUCCCACAGGAAACCUGGGAGCUGAGGCAGGUGGGGUGUUGGAUGCUCCUGAGUUUGGGAUCUCAUGGAGGAGCCUAACUGAGCUACAGCUGCACCAAUACCUGUCUGAGGCGUUGAGGUUCGGGUUGUUGUUCCUUCCCCAAGAGUAAUUAUCCUGUGGACCUGAGAUGCCAUUGAAUGUGAAGUGUUUUGGUUUGUAAUAAAAUCAAAAUGACUUGAAACAAUCUUACAUCCACAUCCCUGGGCUCGGAGUGAGC